AUGAACUCCCCCCCACAGGCCAUCCUCCAAGCGCUCGGAAUCGACCCAGAUUCGGCAAAGUGCACCUUGGACACAUCUGGCUUCGGUUCUGGAUUUUCACGGACAAGCGUUCUUCACAUAGAACCAAAAGCGCAAGAGAACACCGGCCCGGGACGUAAAUACUUCAUCAAGACCUCUCACGAUGGCGCCGCGUCGAAAGAAAUGUUUCACGGCGAGUACGAAUCCUUGAACGCCAUCGCCAACGCAGUGCCGGACUUCUGUCCUCGAGCGUUAGCGUGGGGGCCGCUCGAUCAAAAGAAGGCUUAUUUCCUCGCCACGGAGUUCUUGGAACUCAAAGGCCGAUGGGCUCGAACAUCAGCCGACGCCGAUGUGAGGAAACAUGGGAGUUUGGCCUACCGACUGGGUCAACUCCAUAAGACGCCCGCACCGGUGGACCCAGAGACUGGCCGACGUCGCUAUGGAUUUCCUGUACCAACUUAUUGCGGCGACACGAAACAGAGAAAUCAUUUCACGGAUAGCUGGGCAGAGUUUUACGCAAAUGAGCGAUUGCUGGCUGUGCUGGCGCUAUCGGAGAAACAGAACGGCCCAGAUGAGGAGCUGAGUGAGCUUGUUGGGAGGACUGCCCAUGCGGUCGUGCCCCGAUUAUUGGGGGACGGACACUUGGGCUAUGAUUCGCAGGGCAAUGGAGAUGGUAUUCAGCCUGUGGUCGUGCAUGGAGACCUGUGGAGUGGAAACACAGAUUAUGGGAGAAUCGUUGGGAGUGAAAGGGGAGACUCAGAGAUGGGAGACGUUGUUUACGACUCCUCGGCAUGUUAUGCGCAUUCCGAGUUUGAUAUCGGGAUCAUGCAUAUGUUUGGUGGAUUUGGACCCGAUUUCUUCGAUCAGUAUCAUCGCAUCGUGCCGAAAACGGAGCCGGUGGAGGAGUAUGACGACCGUAUACGAUUGUACGAGUUAUACCACCAUCUGAACCAUCAGGCCAUUUUUGGCGGCGGUUAUCGAUCGGGCGCGAUGUCCAUCAUGAAAAAACUAAUUCGAAAGUACAGCGAUACCUCUUGA
Molecule: messenger RNA, 1056 nt
Organism: Penicillium diatomitis
Lineage: Eukaryota; Fungi; Ascomycota; Eurotiomycetes; Eurotiales; Aspergillaceae
Product: putative fructosamine-3-kinase
Exons: 2
Coding region: 1-1056 (351 amino acids)
Source: RefSeq, a predicted model, not a curated record